Periophthalmus magnuspinnatus is the source of this 848-nucleotide messenger RNA. It is a transcript of the gene ntaq1, whose product is annotated as N-terminal glutamine amidase 1. Gene Ontology annotation, cellular component: nucleus; cytosol. Gene Ontology annotation, molecular function: protein-N-terminal asparagine amidohydrolase activity; protein-N-terminal glutamine amidohydrolase activity. Lineage: Eukaryota; Metazoa; Chordata; Actinopteri; Gobiiformes; Gobiidae. The transcript is spliced from 6 exons. The record is from RefSeq and is a predicted model, not a curated record. Bases 120 to 707 code for a protein of 195 amino acids.
CCGUGUGCGUGCUCGGUGCGCGCGGCCGUGAGACCAGAGCGUGACAUUUCACAUACAAAAGAAGCAAAAAUUGAAUUGACAUAUUUAACAUCACAUCUGUCACGUCACACUCUGGUCUGAUGAAGACCCCGCGGCGCGAGGACUGCGUCUACACCAGCUGCUACUGUGAGGAGAACGUUUGGCAUCUGUGUUCUUGGUUCCGCUCAGAGGCCGAGGUCCAACUCCAGGAGCUGUACGUGCUCUUCAUCUCCAACCACCACCGCACGGUUCCAUUGUGGAGACAGAAAUCUGCUCGAGGAGACCUCCCUGUGGUUUGGGAUUACCACGUGGUCCUGCUCUGGUCUAGACCCAGUCUGGAUCCUCUGAUCUUUGAUUUGGACUCGGUUCUGGACUUUCCCUGCUCUCUUCAGGAGUACACCACCCAGGCCCUAAGAUCAGACCAAGACCUCAACCCUCAGUACCACAGGUUGAUCCGGGUCAUUCCCGCAGACCUGUUCUUGCAGAAGUUCUCCUCAGACCGAUCUCACAUGAAGAAACCAGAUGGAACCUGGACCAUGCCCCCUCCCAGCUAUCCUCCCAUUCAGACACAAGAGACUAGCACAAACCUGGAGCUGUUCAUCCAGAUGAAGCAGGACCAAGGUCUGGGUCAAGUCCACAGCCUCCAGAACUUUAUAACUCGGUUCAGCCAGGAUCCUAACCAGUCCUGACCCGGUUCAGCCUGGAACCUUACCGGUUCUAACCUGGUUCAACCUGGACUAGACCCAGGAGAGGGAUUGUAUUUCAUGUGAGAUUAAAAUUGUAAUAUAAAAAAUAUGAAAAUAUUUUCUGUAAUAAUUAAAAAUUAUCUU